GCACUUGGCGGCCUCGCGGGGAAGAGGAUGGGGGACGAGGAGGACGGGAAGAAGCCGUGAGUGCUGCAGAUGGGACAGAUAAGUACAUUUGUGCUCCACAAUGAGGACCACACCCUUGGCAACUCCCUUCGAUACAUGGUCAUGAAAAACCCUGAAGUGGAGUUCUGUGGAUAUAGCAUCACCCGUCCUUCUGAAAGAAAAAUAAACCUCCGCAUCCAGACCAAAAGAGGCCCACUGGCUGUCAAUAUGUUCCAGAAGGGGCUGGAGGAUCUCGUGGGUGUCUGCCAGCACAUACUCAGCAAAUCUGAGGCAAGCAUGGAAGAGUACAAUGCCCAGAAGGAUGUGACUAUGGAGGAAGCAUAGUCUUGAGUUCCAAUCUGUUGUUCAGACCUGGCCACAGAACUUAGUCUGCUUUGGUUGUCCUGAUGGAUGGCCUUUGCAGAGUGUGGGACGGGGAGUGUG
Molecule: messenger RNA, 462 nt
Organism: Podarcis raffonei (Aeolian wall lizard)
Lineage: Eukaryota; Metazoa; Chordata; Lepidosauria; Squamata; Lacertidae
Product: DNA-directed RNA polymerases I and III subunit RPAC2-like
Biological process (GO): DNA-templated transcription
Cellular component (GO): RNA polymerase I complex; RNA polymerase III complex
Molecular function (GO): DNA-directed RNA polymerase activity; protein dimerization activity
Source: RefSeq, a predicted model, not a curated record